CGUGCGGUGACGUCAUGGCCCGCGCCAGCCAAUCGCGGGCGGCGCCUGUAGCCGGCUCCGCGGCGGCCGGCGGCCUGCGGGCGGCGCUGUGGCCUGUCGGGCGGCCCCACGGAGCCGCCAUAGCCGCCGGUCUUCCCCGACCCAACGUCUCCGCGCCGGCUCCGCGCCGCCGCCAUGGCCGACGUGGAAGACGCCGAGGAGCCCUGCGCCCUGUCCUCUCACUCCGGGGGCGCGGGCUCCAAGUCGGGAGGCGACAAGAUGUUCUCUCUCAAGAAGUGGAACGCGGUGGCCAUGUGGAGCUGGGACGUGGAGUGCGAUACGUGCGCCAUCUGCAGGGUCCAGAUGCCUGUCUUCGAUGUCAAGCUGAAAACAAACAAGAGGAUUGUGUUGUCUUGGACUACAAAAGUUGUCUUGGCUAAAUGUUUUAAGCAGUUCAAAGGAAGACAGCAUAUGGAGCUGUAUAGGAACCAGGGCCACCACAUCAUUAACGGAUUCUAGAGCUUGGUGGGACGUCCCCUAAGCACAAACCUUACACGUUGGUCUGGGGAGAAUGUAAUCAUUCCUUCCACAACUGCUGCAUGUCCCUGUGGGUGAAACAGAACAAUCGCUGCCCUCUCUGCCAGCAAGACUGGGUGGUCCAAAGAAUCGGCAAAUGAGAGUGGUGAAAGGGCUUCUUAGUGCAUUUGUCCAGAGCCCUGGUGGAUCGCCUUAUCAAGUGCCCUACAGCGACCAGGACACUCCGGAGGACUGAGUCUUCCAAUAGGAGGAGAUGGAUCUUUGGUCCUUGAGGACUCAUCCAAGGCAUUGGGUUAGCAUUUUGUCAGUUUCAUUUUCAGAAAUUCUCUACAAUUAAGAAGAUAAUUUAUUAAAGAUGGUCUUUCCUAUCUCUGUGGUAUGUGUCACACUGCUUAGAAGUGCUAUAAAGGAGGAGAGAACUACAAAUUGAAUGACCUUUAUAAUUUACUUAUUGAUAUGUAAGGGGCUGUGGAAGCAGUUCCGUUGGAAGAGAACUUAUGCAUGCUUUAAGGUUGAUCAGUUAAAAAAAAAGACAAUGUUAUAAUAACAAAUAAAAUGCAGUUUAAAACCCAACUCUUAUCCUUAAUUUGUUCUUGAUACUUAUUUUAGACAGGAAAGGGGGUGAUUCAUUAAAUAUUUAUUUGAUAGGACAAUUUUAAGUUUGGGCCAGAGAGCAGGGUAAAUAAGAUUUCAUCUUUGGGCAUAUGGGAUUUUGCUUGUCUUUUAGGUUAUCAUUCUCUAUCAUUGACUCAUCAAAAAACCCUAGAUCUGCACACCUCACUGUUCAGUCAUUCAGUGGGAAAGAACAGGGAUAUUUUCAAGUUUUAACCAGAUUAUGGUAUAAUUUAACUGUGUUUCAGGUGUACUGUUAAUAAGAAGGAAAUGUUUACCACUAUAGCAUCGGAUCAAAAAAAGUUUAUUUUAUUACACAGUGUUUUAAUAAACAGUUUAUUCUGUUUACUUCAUUUAAGUUGUCAUUAUUGCAAUUUUAUGCACAACCUUAAACUUGUUACUAAUAAACUGAUUUGUCAAGUGAA
Messenger RNA from Myotis daubentonii (Daubenton's bat), 1553 nucleotides. It is a transcript of the gene RNF7, whose product is annotated as ring finger protein 7. NCBI's taxonomy places the organism in Eukaryota, Metazoa, Chordata, Mammalia, Chiroptera, Vespertilionidae. Gene Ontology annotation, molecular function: zinc ion binding. The record is from RefSeq and is a predicted model, not a curated record.